UGGUAGUCACAGACGUUGACAUCGCAUUAUCCAAUUAUGUUGUUUUUAGACCAUCAUGAUAUGAGCUCAUUCUUUUCAUCAAGAAAAUCAAUAUUUAUUUUUAAAAUACGAGUGUCCCAUUUUUUGGACCAUCUUGUACGUUUGUUUUAUAAACUAGUAGAUCUUAGGGUUUUAAAUAAUUGAGAUCAUAAAAUCAUUUUUCAUUGUGAGAGGGUUAUAUGGUGAGUUGAUUGAAAAGGGUAAAAAUCUCAAUUUUAUUUAACACUUUCAGUGUUGUUGGCAUGGUGUAGAAGAUAAUAACGAGAAUGCAAGCAUCGAGAUUUUAGAAUGCCUAUAGCAUAGUAUAUAACACUUUAGUGAUAUUUUAAAUAUGUAACUAUUUUAGCCAAAAUGUGUACUGAGAACUCUUCAAACAGAGUGAACCAUGAAAAUUAGUUUUCUCAUUAUAUCCAUAUUCUGAAUACAUUAUAAAAUGCCAUAUAUCAUGAUGAAGUCAUUUCUUUUGAAAUGGUAUCAACUUGGCAGUUUAAGUUAUUAUGUGAAGACCAAGAAUUUGAGACAUAUUAUUAUGGUCUCUGUCUUUUACACAUGUGUUCAGAAUAAACUGGCAGGUUGCACUCUGUCUGUGACAACUUGUUACACUUUGAAAUCAUUUAAAGUAAUGUUAAUCAAGUUGUUACAGGCCCGUAGCCAGAUUUUUUUUCACUUUGGCAAAUUUAGCCAAAAAUCUCUCAAAAAUAGUCAGAAUGGUGAAAAACUGCAUGAUUUUGAAAGAAAUUUUGGCCAGGGGGUGGGGGGUCGCCUGAAUCCCGCAACCCCCCCCCCCCCCCCCCCCUGGCUACGGGCCUGAUGUCAUGUUAAUGCCAUGUUGCAAUACCUCGUAUUCCGCUCUAAAUGUUUAUUUUAUUGUUGUUAUAAUUUUUGUUUACUUUAAUUUGUUCUCUUG
This is a messenger RNA of Owenia fusiformis, 946 nucleotides long. The record is from the annotation of a GenBank genome assembly. Lineage: Eukaryota; Metazoa; Annelida; Polychaeta; Sabellida; Oweniidae.